This is a messenger RNA of Podarcis lilfordi (Lilford's wall lizard), 16523 nucleotides long. The record is from the annotation of a GenBank genome assembly. NCBI's taxonomy places the organism in Eukaryota, Metazoa, Chordata, Lepidosauria, Squamata, Lacertidae.
CUUGGGCAGAGGCGAAGCCGGCGUCCCGGCUCACUUGUUGCAGGAUGGGCUGCAGGCGCGCUUGGCCGAGGAGGCGCAGGAGGCUCCGGGGCGCCUUUCCGGCGCAGGCACCAUGGAGCCGGGCGCUGGCUCUGUCAGGUAGGCGCGGGGCUGCCGGAGUAAAGCGCUGGAGCCGCUGGCCCGAGCGUUUGUUGUUUGGUAUCCAGGCUGCGGCGCGUCUCUUCGGACUCCGCCGUUGCUCCUUCCUGUAUCUCGAGUCCCUUUCCUGCCUUUUCUCCAGCCAGGAUGCGUGGUGGGUGCUUUUCCCAAGGAGACGGGAACGAUAGGCGUCGCCUGUUGGGUUUUCCUCCCGGCAGGGGGGUGUGUGUGCUCCUUUAACCCCCCACCCCAAAGGUCACGUUGCCCACUUUGUUGCCCAGGCUUGCCAAAAACUUAAAAUACAGGCUCCUCCAGCCCUUCCUAGUCUCUCAGGGAACUGAAGAGCGCUAUGGUGGUUGUUUAUCCACCGGAUGGAAGUUGGGAGCAGGAAAGAAAUGCAGCUUUAAAUAUUUUACUUUGUAAAAGUGGCGUGAGUCUGUUUUUUAAAGUUUUUUUCAGGGUCGUUUUUCGUAGGAUUCCUUGUUUAAUUGGUCGUCCCCCCCCCCCAAUAUUUUUAUUUAUUGUGUAUUUUUUAGUCAGUGUGUUUAAAUAUUUAGCCUGCCUUGGGUCCUGCACUGCGAAAAGGUCGGCUGGGCUAAGCGAGAUAUAAAAUCAGUCAAUCAAUCAAUCCAUUAAUAAAAUCCAGCUUUUUCAGACCCAGAAACCACCUUUAACCCACUGGCAGUGCUGCUGUUGUGAUCCACCUUCGAUCAGGCUGUGUGACCUGGCAGUGGGUCACUUCCUACCAGCCAAAGGCAGCUGGUGUAAGUACGGUAAUCUCAUGGGGCUGAGAAACGGGUAGGGUGGAAGAAGCUGCCUCAAACCAAAGGUCUUAUCUAGUCUGGCAUCCUUUCCGCCUUCAAAGCAGCCACCUCGAUGCCUUUAGGGGAGCCCGAAAACAAGAGCAUGAGGUCUGUAGUCUUCUCCCUCUGCUGUUUUCCUCCAACGACUGUUAUUCAGAGGCAGGCUGCCUGGGCUCCUAACAUAUAUUAUUUGGAUUGUAAAUGGUUUUAACUGAUUCUAAUGGUUACUGUUCAUGUAUUUAUAGAAGUAUUUCUGUGCUUUCAUAUCAUAAAAUAGGGUGGUGAGUACAGAACACCAUUAAAAGCAAUGCAAAGAAUAGUUAAAGUGACUGCAGAUGUUUAAUUAGACGAAAGCUUGUCUGCAUAGAAAGGUCUUCAAGAGACUCCUGAAACUUUGCUGGACUAACACAGCAUGGGAUCAGCCAUCAACUGCUAGUUGAGGCUAGUAAGGUGUCUUUGACACAGGGAUGAUACUGUAUUUUUACAUUGUUGUGACCCGCUCAGAGACCUUAUGGUGAAGAGUGGGAAAGCAAUAAUAAUAAUAAGGCUGUCAUGACUAGUAUCUGUAGAUAGCCUUAUUCCCAUAGUGUUUAUCUGUAAGAGUCCUUUGCUGAUCAAGUUUUAGCUGCAAAUAACAACUUCCACUUUUCCUUUCACCGCUUUAAGGAGAAACGCAGUGCCAUCCUCUGUAUGUUUGUUCAGAAGUUUUCCCUACGAGUUCAGGGAGACUUGCUUCUACAAGAGUGUGUAGGAUUGUAGCAUUAGGCUUACUUUGGAAUAGGAGCCUCUAAGUUCCAUUGGGUUAGUUCAUUGGGGCUAGUUUGAGUAGACAUGUGUAGGAUUGUGUUGUUAAGCUUGCAACACAAUGCACAAGGCAUUAUUGGUACUGUCCCCAAAAAGGUUUUUCAAACGACUGCUAGAUAUACAGUUUAUUCUCUCUUCCCAUCAAACACAUACAUACACCAAAAACCUGUUUGUCUUCCACUUACGGUAUGUACACAUCCUUCACUCUCCCAAAAUCUGGAUGUGUACUUAUUACAAAGAAACCACUAGCCCAGGGGUAGGCAGCUUAAGGCCCGGGAAUCAGCGUGUUUUUACAUGAGUAGAAUGUGUCCUUUUAUUUAAAAUGCAUCUCUGGGUUAUUUGUGGGGCAUAGGAAUUCGUUCAUUUUUUCCCCUUCAAAAUAUAGUCCUGCCCACCACAUGGUCUGAGGGAUGGUGGACCAGCCCACGACUGAAAAAAGUUGCUGGUCCCUGCACUAGUCCAUCACUGCUUAUGCUUACUGUUUGGUGAAAAGUGGGUUUGCCAUGCUGUUCUGUUGUUGAAUGAGGAGCAGAUAAAGGGCCAUAUGAUGAAACUUUGCAGUAUCAGUUUUUAUACACACAUACAUUUGUAUUUGGCUAAAUCUGUUGUGUGUGUUUUAAACAGAAUCUUCACAAAAUGAUGUACAUAAAAGCAAAAAUAAAAAUGUAAGAAAGAAAGCCCAUUUUGCACAGAAGUAAUAUAUCAAGAGGUUACCAGGGUAGCUUGUCCUUAUUCAUCCUCUUGGCUAGGUUAUUUGAGAAAUGUGACCUUUUGACUUGUGCUUAACUUUGGUCUCUGGCUUCCCUGCCUGCAGCUCCCUAAUAACUGCUAUGGGAACAGUUCUGCUGCCUCCAAGAAAAUGAGGUGAUGAAGGGCAAGGAGGAUGGAAAGAGAAGGGAGAUUAUAUGGCUAUUAAUCAAUUGUUUUGGCAUUGUGAUGGUAAAACGUGACCUAUCUGUGGGAACAAAUAAAAUCAUUAUUAACGUAGCACAACCUGGGUGUGUGCACUUUAAAAAGCAACAUAAGCAAAAUAUAGGUACCUCCUGCCAAGCCUCUUACAAUCUCUUAAUUUAGAUCAAGAAGUUGGAGAGAGGCAAGAAAAUUUUGUUACUCAUGUAAAGCAGAAUCUUAUACACACUUAACCUUGAAGUGAUUAUUAACGGCAUUUCUGAGUAGAGGUGUUUAGGAUUGUUCCAAUGGUACUAAUGGUACAAUCCCUUCUCCCAUUUACUUGGGAGUAAGCCCCAGUGAAUUCCAUUAAAUGGACUUCUGAGUAAACAUGGGUAGGGUAGCACAGUAAGGGGUUAAACCAGCAGCCUCAAAGAAGUGCGUUUUUGAGUUGGGAUCUGGAGGAAGAGAGUAAGGUAGCAACAUUGCUGUGAUCUUUAGAAGCCGGGUCACAAAUCAGAAGUCCUCAGGUUUCUGUGCAAACUAUUAUCAACAUUGAAUUUGCUUCUCUUUUUAAGCAAAGGCAAGUCUGCCUUUAAAGCUUCUUAUUUUGGAUAUUUGAACGGUUGAAAUGCAACUGAUCUAACUAAAUUGGAAUAUCUAACCUUGCUUAAUAACAUAACUACCAUGCUAACUUGGACCAUGUUUAACAAAGACCAUCAUUCUUUACAAGAACGCCACAGGCAUUUGGUGUUUGCUGUGGGCUGCCAUCUCCCUUGUGUCCAUCCCUGAUACAAAGAACCAGCUUCUGCUCAGGAAUAUGAAAAGCGUGAACCCCUCUACCAUAACAGAACAAAACUGGGGUACUACCCAAAGCUCUCACAGCUUUGUCUUUUUUGUUGUUGUUCUAUUUUGAAGCAUAGAAUUUUGGCAGGUGGCAAGAGUCAGGGAAGGCAUUCAUCCUUAUGAGAUAACUACUGACUCUCUUGCACGUUUUUCUGUGCGCAAGAAAGUAUGUUAAGAGGGUACAGGCCAGGGGGCGUUGCAUGGAUGGGGCAGGCUACACAGUGACAGUAGGCUCUUGGCAUAUUGGCUUUGUCUGUUUGGCGGUGGAUAAAGUUUUAAGUGUUAGAAUCAUAGAAUUUUUGGAAGGGACUUUGAAAGUUGAAGUAAUUUUAAUCUGUUUUAGUAUGUUAACUUUUGUAUGUUUCAAAGUACUUUGCAAUUUUUUCUUGAUUUCGCUGUUUCAUCUUUUGGUAAACUGGGCUUUUUGUUGUUGUUUUACACAAUCAAGUCAUGUAUAAAUUUUAUAAAAUAAGUGAUUUAGUCAUUGAUCCAGAUCAAUACGCAUAGUAGUCCUGGGAUGAGCUUCAUCUAGAGCAGUUUCUCAAACUUGGGUCUCCAGCUGUUUUUGGACUACAACUCCCAUCAUCCCUAGCUAGCAGGACCGGUGGUAAGGGAUGACAGGAAUUGUAGUCCACAAACAGCUGUUUGGGAAACUCUAAUCUAGAGUAGCUCAAGGCACCUCCAGCAGCUAGGCUAACUCUUCUCUCCCCAGCAGCACUCUGCAGGAAGAUUUCUCCACCUCCCUGGGAACGGUGACUGAAGUAUGCUCCCCGCCCAGCCUACUGUAUUUUUCGCUCUAUAACACGCACCCGACCAUAACACGCACGUAGUUUUUAGAGGAGGAAAAUCCGUAGGCAUGCCACCCGUAGGCAUUUCCUCCAUAACACGCACAGACAUUUCCCCUUACUUUCUAGGAGGAAAAAAGUGAGUGUUAUGGUGCAAAAAAUACGGUAAUUGUAGUGUGAGGGGCAUUUUGGGGUGGGGCAUCAUGUACCUGGCCCAUAUGACUUGCUUAAAGCAGUCCUAGCAUCAGUUGGCAAUCUCAUCAUAAAGGAACAGUGCCAUUUGAAAGCACCCGUGUUAAGUAAAAUCAGUAUGGUAUGGCUGGACUAGAUUAUCCAAUGUACCCCAUGUGUAUCAAUGUACCAAUAACAUCUGUUUUUUUCAGGUUCCAAUGCAGUGGAUUGACAGCAUUUGCCACAAGUAAGUAAUCCUUUCCUUUCAGUAUAUAUGCUUUGAUUAAGGAAGGGAUGCCAGAGAUUAGAUGCCGAAGUCCUGAAAACUAGUCCAGAAACUUUAGUUUCUUUCCAUUCUCCUUGCAGUCUGCAAAGUAUAAAACCCUUAUAUUGGUCCAAAUGUAAUUAUAGCAGCUGUCUGAAUACCGAUAAGGUUUUCUGCUUUGUGGGAUCUGGUACCACACAUCAUCCCCAAGUGCAAUUCUUAUCGAAAAUGCUAAGAACUCCAAAUGACUCAGACUGGCAUGAAUUAGCGUUGCUUCCUUCUCGAUGGACAUAUAUUAGUACCUACGCAUCAGCAAAUCAACCUGGUGCCAAGAGGAGAGAUGCCUCAACUCAUUCCAAGCUCCCCACAACCCAAUGUAAGGCAGUUUGGAGUGAUCUACCCAUUUCAGAUAUACUUUUUAUUAUGUCCAUACAUUGGGAAUAUAUUUUUCUAUUGACGUUAGGGAGACACCCCAGGAAUUCCAAAUGGCCUUGGUUUGAGGUAGCAUUGGGCUUGGAAUUGUGCACAUAGGCAGGCACAGUCAAGCUUCAUACUUUGAGAAGCUUCAUCCUUUGGGAACGCUACUCCCAGCUAUUGUGUUUACCAUCCCAGUGAAAUUUACUUGGUUCUCUCUCUUUCAUUCUUAUUUUCUUUCUUUUUUGCCAGGGUUAGAAUUUGAAAAGGGACCAGCUUUUUGAGGCUCCAUGAACAGCUCAAACAGCCGCCUAGAGAGGCGGAAGGAACAAUGUCAUGGCAGCUGCAGUAUAAAUUACCAAUUAGAAAAGCUGUCAUGGGUGUGUUUCAUGUGAGGACAAAGCAUGAGCUGUUUACGACCAGAAGGCCAGAGGGAUGUGCGUAUGCACGCCUGCUGCUCCCAUAAAGAUAGCCUUUAUCUUUCUACUCUAAAGUGGAGAAAGCCGCAAACUUUUAUUAAGAGUUUAAACUUUUUAUUUUCAAAUAGAAAGGAUGAAACUAAUAACACAAGCCAAAGGGUGUUUGCUCAAAGGGGCUUUGUAAAAAUACAAAAAAAAAAAAAAUCAGUUUAUAGUUAUUUGGGGGUCUGUUGAAUUGCACCUCCUAAAAAGUAUUGCAUUACCUGUUUGGUGUGCUCAAUAUUGUAAUCCAUCUUAAUUGUUCAAGGGAGCGAUCCUGGCUCCCGUCCAGGAGAGGUGACGCCACAGCUGCAUUCAGAGCCCUGCUGUGAAAGCCAGCCAGGCUACAAGGUAGGGGUGGGUGGUUUCUUCCCCAUUUUGCAGAAAGAUCCAGUUCAAGCCCAUCACUGGUAGAUGAACUUGCUGAACUUGGGUCACAGUGGGUCUUUAGUCAGCUCAGCUCUGUCCCUCCCUGCCACAAAAAUAUCCCUAUUCUGUUGCCAGUGGGGAUCUCAUUGAUGGCAGUUUCCACCCACCUUCAAUUUUGGUAGGUGUAGUUAGAAUACAUAUUGGUGGAUCUCAGAAAAUGGACACAAUUGCUGCUUCCUAACCUGUUCCAAGAUGGUGGAUUGAGCUUUAGGAUUGCUCUGUGAGGCUGCAGUCAUGUGCAUAUUCAUCUGGGAGUAAGCCCUGUUGAACAUAGUGAGCUCUGUUGAACAUGGUGGGAAUUACAUCUGAGUAAAUAUGCAUAGCGUCAUGUUGUAAAGCAAGCGGGGAUGAACGGAUCAGUUUAUUUCUGGUGCAUAUCAAUUUUGUGUUCUAAUUCAUAAGUCAGUUCUGUCCCAUUUUUGCAUUCUGCAGCUUUUUGCCAUCUGCAAAUUUCAUAUUUAAAUAUGUGUUUUAUAUUGGUUAUCCGAAAGUGUUUGUUUAUCCAAGUGUUUAUAUACGGCUCUCUUGCAGAACAUCAGGGCAGCAUAUAGCAAUACAAAGACCUUUAAAAGCAACACAGAACAAUCAUUAAAAUUUGCUUAGGUCGCUAGUAAUUUUAAACCACUGCAUAGGACUAUUAGCAACUCCCCGCCCCCUCCCCUGCACAGAGAACAUUGGACUGUAUGGAACUUAAUUAUUCUCAUGGUAGACCUAUUGAGAUUAAUAGACCCAAGUUAGUCAUGUCAAUUAUUUUGAAUGGGUGUCCUCUGAGUAGGACUAACAUUAGAUGAAAUGACAUUUGAAGAAAUACGAAAUCUAAAUGAAAACUUCAUUCCAAUCACACAGUAUUCUGGAAGGUGAGGAUCAGGUAUGUUCACAUUCCUUAAAGCAAGUAACUGGGAAAUUAAAUGAGCGAAGCAAACGUAGUGAUACGGAAUUGGUGAAAGUUAUAAUAGGUACUGUUUCUUCUCCAGCUCCUCUCCUCUCAAUGGAAGUAGUCAGUGACUACGUUGAUUGGGAUAUUGAUCAUCUGGGCUUUGUCCAGAAAAAUUACUUUGGACUUGCAGAUACUUUAAGCUUAAAGAGCAAUAUGCAUUUUUUAAUAAAUGCAUCAAGAUAGAGAAUAGUGAGCUAUGUCAUGACUCAAGCUCAUUAACCCUACAUUUCCUGUCCUGACAGGCACAGGUACUUCCCAGUCCCAAUGCUGCCAUCUUUUUAACAAGAGAUGCCUGGAAUUGAAUCUCUUGUUUGCAAAACCAUGCGAUUUAAACUUUGGGCUAUGGCCCCUCUUACCUCAAAAACAGCUUUUAAAAUAUGCACUCCCCCUUUCCCCGCAGCUCAGUGUGGGUGUCACAAAAUCUUCACACAAAGAAGAAAGCAAAAAAAAAAAAAAAAGGAGGGCGAGGGGUUUUCGGUGGAAAGAGAAGAAUACAGCUGCGUACGCCAAAGGAUGGGGUAUUGUUGGCGAAACCCAUCUGAGUAAUAGCUAGGGAAACAGGGCAAGUUGCUUUGCUGCAUUCACAUUUAGGAAAAUUAGGGUUUUCAGUAAGAUAGAAUAUUAGCAUAUUCCCCCACAGGAAGAUUGUACAGGAAAACAGGAAGCAGGUGGUAAUUACUGAUAAUGGGAUAAUUGUUGUAUUGUGUGAUCUCUACCCCUCUCCUGCCAUUUUGCUUUAGGAGCUCCCCAGAAAGAUAGUUUUAAGCAUGUUGUAUCUAAGCAACACUGCAAGCGGGGCCAUCUUUUGUUUGACUUUCACAAUGACUUGGGAAUGGGAUUUGCUAGCAUUGCACGUUUGCUUUACGUGCAUCUAGGACAUCUGCAGAAUGGGAAACAAUGAUUCUAUCACUUUUAUUCUUGCCUUCUUUAAACAAAACAUAGUUUGCAAUAUAGCUGUUCUAGUUUGCACGUGACACUUCUAAUUUGCAUAGAAUUUGCAUGACACUGCUGUACCUAUUUUACAGAUGGGGACCAGAAUCAUUUCAGAAAGCAGCCACAGAUUUCCAGCCUAAUCACACGAAUCUUUCCCCUGGGAUUGGAGCUCCCCAGGGCUGCUCAUUCUGUGGUUAGACGUCACUCAACUGGCCCUAACCGUCCCACUGAAUCAUUUAAAUGUUAACAUCGCCACAUGGAAGCUACUCCUGCAUGGCUAGGGCUGUAGCUGGCAGAAAUGGAAGGUUAAGACUGGGGAGACCCUGGUUCAAAUCUCCACUCAGCUAUGAAGCUCGCUGGGUGACCUUGAACCUGUUACAUUCUUUCUCUCCCUACUUCACAGGGUAGUUGUGAAAAUAAAGUGUGUGUGUGUGUGUGUGUGUGUGUGUGUAAGAAUUUGUAAGACACCCUGGGGUCCUUGGAGGAGAGGUGGGAUAAAACAAUAAAACUUGCUUAAAUGCUUUAAAGCAGCCACGUCCAACCUGGGGCCUUCCAGAUAUUUUGGACUACAACUCAUACCCAGCUAAGGCUGAUGGGAGUUGUAGUCCAAAACUGUUGGAGGGCACCAGGUUGGGGGGGGGGAGGCUGCUCUAAAGGAUUGAACCAAAGGUGUUUUAGACUUUCAGGAUUGAUCUCAAAUCCAUGACAUCGGUAGCUAGGCAACAAACAAACAGCUUACAUUUCUAGGAAACUCCCUCUGACACAGGCAUAUACACUCACACUGUGCUUUGAGAUUGCUGUGAGGAAAUGAGGCCUCUGGAAUAAUUGGUGCAGAGCCAGAUGGCAGCAUGUGCAAUAGCCAUGCAUAAAGGCAGCAUUUAGAAACAGUUUCCCUGAAGUCUUGUCUCUCUUGAAAUUGCUUCUUGGGAGAUAGACAUCUGUUAUCUAUGGCAUCCACAUUGGAUUCUCUUCAGUUGUCCUAUGUCUUUUUUGCCUUUUUUUUUAAAAAAAGGUUUAUCAGCACAGGACAGAAGGGUGUUGUCUCAGGAAGAAUGCUUGCUUUGUAAAACACACACACACAAACAAACAAACACACACACGGCACAGAGAUUUGAAGAAAAGAACAGCACUGAGCCUUUGAAAACAUUAGCAUCACCUUGCAUUUGCACAGAGAUGUUGGUUUACACGGGUUGUGUAAUAUCUUGCCGUGACAGAAAAUCUGGUCUGGAUUUGGGGGAUUUGCAAACGUGAGAUAGUCGUCCUAAGUACAGAGCUCCGGCUUGGGAGCUAGGAGAUGCGAGAUUUCCCCCACCCUUGUCUUAUCAUCACAUUUCUAACAUCCAAUGUGCAGGUAAUAAAAAGAAGAUUAAUCUCUUGUGUUAGUGCCAUUCUGAGGUUUGCAGAGCAUAUAGAGGAGCUUAAGUGGGAAUUGGUUGGGAAGUGCAGAGUUUAAUUGUUGUACUUUUGUGUUUGCUGCUGUGUGUGGUAUCCCUUAAUCUGUAGGCACUGAGGCAGCGCUUGUGUUAUUCCUUGUAUUUUCAAGGUCACUAUACAAUGGAUGGAAGGGCAGACUCAUUGGUGAUGACUGUGCACUUGCUGGCCAAAUGUGGACAUGCGUUGUCCUUGCAGCAAGCCCUCAAUCAGCUUCAAGAAUGGAUCUGCCUGGACGUGUGCCUCUUCCUUGUCUCGGAACGCACUUCUCCCAUUAAGUAUUAUGAGACGUACCGCCAGAGGAGCUCCAGGUUCCCUGGGACAUCUGUCCUACUUUUCCUGCAUGAGGACUUGGGGGACGAGCGGAUUUUCCAAGUCCACGACUUUUUCCAGCGCCCGCCAUGGCAGCGGGUCCACCUGGAGAUUGCCGGCAGGAAGCUGUCCUCCCAUGCCCUUGACGACCAGGACUUCUACGGGCUGGACGAGCACAUGCCCGUGUGGGGACUGAGGCAAGUUCAUUACGGCACGGAAAUCCUGCGCGUUACGCUCUACUGUAGCUUUGAUAACUACGCCGAUGCGGUGAGGCUUUACGAGACGAUCCUGCAGAAGGAAGCGACCGUGCAGAAAAGCAGCUUCUGUGCCUUCGUACUGUACGUGACGGAGAGCAUUGCGGUCCAGCUCUGCUUGAAGCAGCUGCCUCUGGGAAUAUGCGUUGACUCGAAGGAGUCUUCGGUGUUGCAGUUCAAGGUGCAUGAAAUCGGACAGCUGGUGCCGCUUCUGCCUAAUCCCUGCAUUCCUAUUAGCAGCACUAGGUGGCAAACCGAAGACUACGAAGGGAACAAGAUCCUGUUUCAGGUAUUGCUUGGUUUAUAAAUGGUGGGCGCAAUCUGCAAGGGGGAAUGGCCGUAGCUCAGGGGGCAGAGCAUUCGCUUUGCAUGCAGAAGGUCCCCGGUUCAAUUCCCAGCAUCUCCAUGUAGGGCUGGAAAAUAAUUCUGUCUGAAACCCUAGACACCCACUGCCAGUUGAUAUAGACCAUACUGAGCUAAAUGGACCAAAGAUCUUGACUCAGAAUAAGGCAGAUCCCUAUGUACACCCAAUGAACCUCUCUACUGCAUUGGAUAUUGCAUUAACACAGCAGCAGACACUGUGUUAGACUGCUUGGUGUUGAUGGUUUCUUGAAUUAUGAUCAUAAUGCUCUCUGAAUUUAUUCAUAACCCUUUUCCCCUUUUACGUUUAUUUCUUUUAAAAACGGGGAUCCCCAUGUUCCUGUACCCCAGUUAAAGCUGAAUAUUUAUGUUGGGAUUUCUCUCCUGCCUUCAUCCUGAGUCACAACGUCAAAACAACGGUUUUUACUCCAACAAAACUGGGAAGCGUAUCGCGGAAGUCUAAUAGAAAUUAAAAUUCCUCAUACUUGCUUUGCCCUUAGCCAUUAAAAGACAAAUAACAUGCUAAAAUGCUUCUGGGAAGUGUCUGGACUUCCGCGUGCUUGUCGGCAAGUCAGUUACUAUUUUGCAAAAAUACGUCUCCCAGGGAGGGGGUGUAUUACAAAACAUACUUUAAGAAAAUGCCGCAAAUCAUUGUUAUAUGUGAAAAAUGUUUGUGAACUUAAGUGCAUGGACCAACUCCAAUGCAUUAGGGAGUUUUGUAGUUUGGGGGCAGUAGCAGGAACACACACACACACACACACACACACUUUUUUCUUGUUUUUCUUGGUCUUUGUACAUGGUUGGUAUAUCUUACUGUUGUAGUGUGUUUCAUCUCAUACCAAUCUAUAUUCAUAAAAAGACUUUUAAGGUCAGGUGCUGGGAGUUUGUGGCCGUCUGUAUGUUGGACUACAACUCCCAUAAUCCCUGACUAUUGGCCAUGCUUGAUUGGGGGAGACUGAUGGCAUUUGGGAGUCCAGCAUCAUCUGGAGGACCACCCUGUUCCAACUGCUUUCAUAACACAAAACGCUUUGGUUUACAACUACAUCCAGUGUUAAGGGCCACAAGUAUCGCUCAUGGGCUGCCACCUCGUGGCUAUGGUUUGUUGUGUUCUGUAGCUCAACAAAAGCAUCUCACUGUGAGUGGGGCAUAUCUGGCACAGGCUGCUUCCAUGAAAAUGCCUCAACUUGUCUUACAUGACAAGGAGACAUCUCAACUGGAAGUGAAGGUGCAUGAGGGCAGCACUCUUAGGAAGCCACAACCUCUGCACAACUGCUGGGUACAAUGCUGCAUAUGGAGACUUUAGAGCAGGUCCCAAUGGAGAGGAUACUCAGGAGUGGGAAAGCAGAAACCGGUUCAAAGGAAAGACUUUACGAAGGAGGAGGAAAGAGUUAUAGACUGCAGAAGAAGGAAAUAAAGGAAAGAGGUUGUCUUCAACCUCAACAAGGGCUGAGGAACUAGAGGAAGGAAGAGGGAAGAGUCUGGGGCUGUUAAUUCUAUUGGUGAGCCAAGAUAAGAGAAAGGAAGGAAGAAGGAACAUAGGGAAAGUGUAUAUUCACAUAGAAAGCAAUCUGGUGAUGAAAUGGGGGUAAGCAGAUUCUGAGCAAGGGCCUCAGCACAAAGUCUAAGGAUCUUUGGGACCCGUUAGGCAGGGACCUAACCCGUUAGGGACCUUGAGAAUCAGAUUCUGAAGUAUGAAAUACUUCAGCUUUACAAAAAUAGCUGCCAUUUGAAAUCCAGAGAUGACCAAGUUGGUGAAUCAACUAGGUGAGAGGCUCAAGAGAAUUUUUUGUGAUUCUAGUUAAGGUGCCAAGUUUAUCGAGCAUGAAUCUGCCAUGUAGGUAUGCCAAUAAUAACACUGAAUAUGAACCUGGGUCCAUCACUCAGCUCUGGCGUGGAAUUGUUCAAAUCUGUGUGUUGCCUUCCAUUUUCUCCUCUGUCCAUUCAGAGAAUAAUAUUGUUUGCGGGGGAGUUAAGUCAAAAUAUAUUCCUGGUGGAUUAAUAAAGAUUGCCAUAAGGGCAAGAACUGCUUUCACCAAAAGGAUUUAAAGCUUUAGAAAGCAUGGCCCUCAUUGAAUACUGUUUUCAAGUGGUGUCCUAAUGAUAGUUCAUGUUUGUACGUUCUCACAUGUAUUUAUUCAGAUUAAUAGACCUUAAAGUUCAUUGAAAAACCAAAUAUAAAGCUGUUUCAUAACAUCACAUUUUGUAACAGCAGCAUUGUAUUGAAUCUAAAAACUAUCUAUGCCAGUUUCAUAAGAAAAAUACAAACAUACAUAAUACAUCACUUUACGCCAUCUUCUUCCAUGAGUUUUUGUCCUUAAGGAAAAGGGAUAUGAUUUAAAAGUUCUUGGUAGAAGCCUCUUUAACUAUUGAUUUGUGGAUGAUGGUUCCACAGGGGCAGGUGGAGACUUGAUCACCUGAUGGAUGAUGCUUAACCUCAUUUUUUUGUUUUAUAGGUUCAAGGCAACUCAAAGCACACUGGGAAUCAAGACUCCUCUUCCAGCUGGCACAGCCAUGAACACGAGGAAGGGCCCCUUCACUACCCCUCCAGUCCAUCUCCACUGGCCAUAAGAAAAAUUGCAGUACAGCACAAAAACCGGACAGUUCGAGCCAUGAAGAACAAAAGCAAAUCCUCACGAGAAGUUGCAUAUGCUCCGGGAAGUGUUUGCAGUCACUCGCCAAGCAACUUUUGCUCUUCAUCCCAGUCAUAUAGCCCAACAGGUUCUUCUCUGCAGGGCUUAGGCCCUUCUCAAACGAACUUGGCCACUAAAUUGAGACAUUCCAGUCAUGAACUCUGGCCUUGUCAAAGGGAGGAGGAGACUAAUGUUGACACAGGCAACAAAGUGAUCCUUUCCGAAUGCAGUGAUUCGCCACUAAAUAGAUUUUCACAAGACAUACAGAAAGCGCUUCUUCAGUCUCAGGCAUCCUGCUGUUUGUUAACGGGAUCAGGCUCCACGAUCAGCUUGCACUCUGAGGGCAGAAACAAUCUGUUGUCAUCACAUAUUGCCAAGAGGAAUAAAGGAUCAGGACAGGUACCAUCAGGUUUUCCCUUGGGAGCAUCCAAAACAAGCCGUGGAAAUGGAAAGGAUGAGGAAGAAGAAUUCUUUAUAUGACUUUUAAAGUAUAAAUCUUGUUCUAGAUUUUAUUUUAAGUGCCUUAUUUCUGAAAUAACACUAAAGAACUAUCUGUAUGCUGCACAACGACUCUGUCCUUGUGUAGAUACCCCAGCUGCCUAUACUACCUUUUAUGUUAGUGUUAAAAAAGAAAGGCUAAGCGUAGUUUGCAAGAGAGCAAAUAAGGUUAUGGACUAGUGACUAAUGCUAGGAGUUUAAAAAGAAGAAGAGGACUGUGAGAGAAGUUUCACACACUGGAGGAUUACUGUGCAAUAGAUUGAAACAAGCCAUUCAUUUCAGUGCUCCACAAGCUCACUAGAAUUCAUUAGCAACCAGGGAGAGAUGAACCUGUUCUGCUUCUAUGAGCUUUCAGCAUCCCUGUGCUGCCACCAGUUGGUGGCACAAUAUUUCCACAUUCUAGAGAGAUGCACUUAGCUAUGCAGAAGAACUUCGCACUCAUGUGACCAGAGAUCUGAAUUCAUACAACAUCAUCUCAUUUAAGAGUCUCUGGGGAGCUGAACGGCUCUAUUCCCAUAGUUUGCAUUUGGCUCCUCUCUGUGAGGGAGCAGCACACUUUGUGAUUAUGACUUUGCGCUAGGAGCCUUCCAGUCAUCAUGAUGCUGCAGUUUGCUAACGUAUGAAUUUUACAUGUUUGGUAGGUUGCGAAGUAUAUAAACUUCAUCUCACACAAUGUGAACUGAACGCUUUGGCUUUAGAGCUAGGAUUGCUGGGUAACAGAUUUAAGUGGCCUAGCUUGUGAAAUCCCCUUUCCCUUGUGUGUGCUUAGUCCCUGUUAAAAUCUGAGUGCAUGGGGCUUCUUUCUAGGAGAUCUCUUUGUUUUUAUUAUACUUGGUAGUGUCCUAUAGCUGAUUCUUGCAUCGCAUGGUGACUAGAGAUAGAAUAGACUCACCAGUCUGAGUUUGGGCUGUUCCUCUUGAUGGGGCUGCCCCUGUUUCCUCUCUCCCCUCCCCAUUGCCCUGUACUUACACAAGCUGUUCAAAACUGCUCUGCUGCUUAUCUCUUGGAGUAUAUAUCCCAUGUCAUCUUUUUGGUUCCCCCGUGAACACUAGGAAGCACAAUGUCACUCUAUGAUAUUACUUCAGCUACUGAAUGAAUCCUGGCUGAGCCAAAGGUUUGCUUCUACUUUUUCUGGCUUCACUAAUUAUACUUUAUAGCCAGAUCUGGAGCGCAGGGAAAUGGAUACCAGUCUCCUUGAAUGUGCUUUGGCCCUAUCACAUUUCCAGCAUGUGUGCCAGAGGAGGAGUUGAAUGGGAUAUGCUCUGUGGAAGUUAAGCCUUGCCUCAGGAACAUUAAGGUAUGCCAGUAUAUGAGUGUGUAGAAAAUCAUGACAUGUAUGGGUAGGUUAAGUUGGAUCUGCCUCGCUGGGGUAGGGAUUUGCACACCCAACCCUUUGGGUAGGUACCAGCGUUGGCUGUUUAUAAACAUCUGGUGGCUUUGGAGACCUCCACAGCAUGACUGGAGAAGGAGGUCUGUCUGAAAUGUUAACAAGCUGCUGCCAGCUGGGUAGGUGAUACUGAGCCUGGAUUGAGCCACGAUUCGGCCUUAGUGCCAGGCAGCUUGCUUACAGCAGCGACCUGAGCAAAUGUGUUUUUCUCUGUCUAAUUAUGCAAUAAUUCUUGGCAUUGAUUUCAUAGCGUUCCCCAGCUGUGCCACAUUAAAAAAUAAUAAUGCAUUGUUUCAUGUAUUGCUGUCUCCUCCUAUGAAAUGUACGGUUCAGCCUGCAGCAUUCUUAUGGGUGAGGAAAGGGCCUAUUCCCGAAAUAAAAGCAUCAUUUAUACUUACAAAAUAGGACCUAUAUUUUCAAACAUGUCAUCUUCUGCUCUCUUCACUUCUAUGCUCUUCCCCACAACCUCCAGUUAGAACAUUGUUCAAACCAGAGUCUCUUAACAAGAUGUAAGUUAAACCAACGAGUGCCCCCGCUUGGCAAUCUUCAAGGCCUUACUCUGUAUGCAUGAGGGAAACUGCAGAGUUCUGAGGUGAAAGUUACCUUAGGAAGGGGGAGAGCUGAAGAGAUUAUGAAGGCAGUGACGAGAGUUUUAAACGUGAGAGGGGCCCUUUGCUCUACUUGUGAAGGUGCCCAUGGAAUCUGCCAACCCAAGGGUUGCCAGUUUCAGGGAAGCUUGCACACAGUCAAAUAUGUGUAUGAAGUGGCCCUGAAGGCCACACUCCUUCCCAGCUAUUCCUGAGUUUGUCCACACUUCAGCGAAGGGGAAAUCUGCAAAGUAGCUUCAGGCACAGUACUUGAGGAGAAACACAGAAUGAUCCAUGCAUGCAGGCUCAUCCCUGGAUACUGGCAAUGUAAUGGUAACACCAAGUAAUGCACUGGAUAUAUGAAAGAUGCAAUAUAGAUCAUGCACCAUCAACACAGAUUUCAUAUCACUUCUCAUGAGUUGAGCCCGUAAUUUUUUUUUUAAAUUGAGGCCAUUCAGCUCAGAGUCACCAACUCAGUUCAAUUCUGUCUUCCUUUAUAAGGUAGUGUAGGGCAUUAAGCAAUAAUGCACUCCCAUUUCUCAAUGUGUUCUCUAUGAACAAUGCACUUGUGAUUUCCUGCUCCAAUUCACAUUUGGGACAUAAGGUCCCCAAGUAGCAGGCAGUAUUGUGCUAAUAUUGUCAUAAGGAACACCUGUUGCAUACCAAGUCAGGCCAUUGGUCCAUAUAGCUCAGUGUUAGUCACACUAUGGGGAAAUAACCCAUGGACCUCCAUGUGUUGCCAGAUUACCACUCCCAUCACCUCUGACCAGUGGCUCUGCUGCCUGAGGUUGGUAUCCAACAACAUCUGGAAAACCACAGAUUUCCUAUCCUUUGGACCAGCAGUAGUUCCCCAGGGUUUGAGACAGGAUUCUUUACCAGCCCUACCUGGAGAUGUCGGGUUGAACUAAGGACCUUUUGCAAAACUGAGCAAUGCCCCUUCCCUGAGAGAAGGAUAGCUGAUAGGCAUGGGUUUUUUUAAAACCACGAACUAAGAAGAUGCCUGCUGGAUCAGCCAAAGGUCCAUCUAGUCCAGUAUCCUGUUCUCACAAGGGCCGAUGAGAAGCCUGCACAUUGACCAGCAGUCUUCCUACUUGUGCUCCCAGCAAGACUCUCUGCAAAUUGGCAUUAAAUGUUGUUCGCAGAAUUCUGACAUCCAGCUAAAUAGUUAUGUUAGUAAUUAAAGUGUAUGUUGU